AUGACGCGUUUGACUUGCUACUGCCUGCGAGUGCGUAAGCGUCUCCGUAAAAAGAAAAUUCCAGACUGUCAGACGCCACCCACGUACGCUGAGAUAGAUGAAGCUAUAGGUGCAUUGGUGCAAUGGACACAACGAGUGUAUUUUUCCGAUGACCUCGAUAAUCUGAAGCAUAACCGAUCUUGUACCUCCAAGCUACGGAAGCUUGCUCCAUUUCUAGAUUGUGAAAACGUGAUAAGUGUGGGUGGACGUUUACGACGUGCGGAUUUACCGUUUGGAGAAAAAUGUCCAAUUCUAUUACCUAAAGAAGCAUGGAUGACUAGGCUAUUGAUCGACCACGUACAUAGGAGCAAUGGACACCCAGGUACACAAACAGUACAAACCAUUAUACACCGACGUUUUUGGGUACUAUCGGCAAGAAGUGUUAUUCAAAAACAACUCCACCGUUGCAUACCACGUUUCAAAGCACUACCUCGGGCUCCUCAGCCACUCAUGUGA
Macrosiphum euphorbiae (potato aphid) is the source of this 495-nucleotide messenger RNA. Lineage: Eukaryota; Metazoa; Arthropoda; Insecta; Hemiptera; Aphididae. The record is from the annotation of a GenBank genome assembly.